AUGAAUCCAAUACAAUAACUUUACCUCUAAGCAAUAAUUAAGCAUUAGGAAUAAGAAAAGGUGAAGUAAGAAGAAUAAGUUUAAAAAUAAAAUAAUGAAGUAUACUGUUAUAAUAAAUUAUUUAGAUUUAGAAAUAGCAACAGCUGCUAUCAUUGAUGUCAUCAUUCUAAGCAAAUAAUAUAAUGGAAAAGUAAUGAUAUAUAUUAAUUAUUUAGAAAAGCUUGGUCUCUAAUUGACAUUCAAAAUAGAGUUACCUAAUACUUUUAAUAAUAAGUGUUGAAAAAAUAAGUUGUAACAAUAAAAAAUUGCAUUGAUUAUCACUUACCUUAUUUUUUGAAUGUUUUAGGCAAUUUGAUCAUUCAUGGAUUGGAUUAGAUCUAAGGAGAAACUGAACAGAUAUUAUUACUUAAGACAUAAUUUAUUGCUUAACCGAUCAAAAUUACAAUGAGUAGUUCUUUGUUUUAAACACUUUCUCUAUUAUUAAGAUCUUAACUUGUAUUAUAUGAUAAAGGUAAUAUAAAUUUGAUAUCAUUUUUUUAGGUACAUAAUACCUUUCCAAAUUUUUAUUAUUCAGAGAUGACUUUUGUGAUAUUUUCUUUAAUACUCUUUAUUAAUAUUAGAUAUCAUCCAAUUAAUAAGUGAGUCAAUAAUUGAGUUUUGCUUAACUUAAUUCUAUGAUUAAAAAAUUACCUGAAGAUAUUUGGGGAACCUUUAUUUUUAAAAUGUUAAGCCAAUAACAAUAAAAAUUAAAUAAAGAUUAAUAUUUAGUAUAAUUCAAUCAAUACACAGUCUAUAUGAAUAAUUUCUUUAAAAAAUCUAAUUUGAUAUUUGAUGUUGUAGAAAACUCUGUAAAAUAAACUGCUUAAAUGCAUAAUGAUUCUAUUUUCUAAGAAGUAAUACUUUUUUUAAAUAUUUAUGUAGUAUCUUUUGAUAAUGGGUAGUUUUAAGGCAACUACAUAAGAUUUCUUAAAAAAAGCUAUUAGUGUAUAUUUUGAUGAAUAAAAUGAGGAAAUAGAUUUAAAUGAAUUCAAUAUUAGAACUUAAAAAAUUCAUAAAUAAAUGAAUUGUUCAAUUUUAUAUAUUCUACCAAUGUUAUUAUAAAUAGAAAGUCAUAUGAUUGAUAUGAUACAAUAGGAUAGAUAUAAUGAAAAUGUUUAAGUUAAGAACAGUUCUAAUUACUAUUUAAAAAUGAUAGAGAAAUUGAAAAACAAAUGUGUGUAUAAUGGAGAAGAUGAAUGCAAUUGCAAAAAGUGUCAAUGUAUCAGAAGAAAUCGUAAUUCUGCUAAGGAAUCUUAAAGGAAGAAAAGAGAAGCUCUUGAAAAGAUAGGUCCAUUAAAGGAUGCAUACGAAGAAUUGUAGAAGAAAGUAUAGAAGAUAUUUUAAAAUUUAGGUUAAAAUAAUUGAGAAUGAAAAUGAAACUCUUAGAUAAUUAUUAACUGAUGUAUUUAAACAUCCUACUGUUUCAUAAUUAUCACCCGAGUUUAUUGAACCAUUGACCAAGGUUAUUUAAGAUACAGAUCCUGUACAACAUUCAAGUUCUUAUGAAUGUUGAUUAAAUAACUUGUCAACAUUAAGUAACA
Messenger RNA from Paramecium sonneborni, 1580 nucleotides. NCBI's taxonomy places the organism in Eukaryota, Ciliophora, Oligohymenophorea, Peniculida, Parameciidae. The record is from the annotation of a GenBank genome assembly.